Molecule: messenger RNA, 2826 nt
Organism: Cavia porcellus (domestic guinea pig)
Lineage: Eukaryota; Metazoa; Chordata; Mammalia; Rodentia; Caviidae
Product: zinc finger protein 664-like
Exons: 4
Coding region: 295-1677 (460 amino acids)
Biological process (GO): regulation of transcription by RNA polymerase II
Cellular component (GO): nucleus
Molecular function (GO): DNA-binding transcription factor activity, RNA polymerase II-specific; RNA polymerase II transcription regulatory region sequence-specific DNA binding
Source: RefSeq, a predicted model, not a curated record
GGAGGAGGGCUCUUCCGGUUCCUGGUGCAGAAGCGCUUACUGUGAGUUUGGCGCGAGAACCUGGGAGCUGAGAGCACGUCUAUUUUCCUUGACUUCUUAUUGAGUGCUGCAAAGAUCCUCGGACACCUUCAAGCAUCACAAUGGUAACAUGAUGGCAUUUGAGCUGGGAAAGGGUUGGAAUUGUGUGGAUUUUGGAAGGAGGAGACAGUGACCUUUGAGGAUAUAGCUGUGAACUUCACCGCAGAAGAGUGGCAUUUGCUGACUCCAUUCCAAAAGAAGCUCUACAUAGGUGUGAUGUGGGAAACAUAUAUGAAUAUUAUGAUGACAGGAAGAAUAUGGCAUAAUCAGAAAAUUAAAGAAGAGGACAAAACUUUUUCAAGAAAUCUAAGAUAUGAUGAAGAAAAUUACUUGACAAUUGGAGAACAGCAAUAUAAAUAUAAUGAAGAUAUAGGAACCUGCAAUGAUUUCCAGUCAUUUCAGAAGCAUGAAAUAAAGAAGACUGGAGAGAGACCCUGUCAGUAUGGGCCAUGUGGCGAGGACAUCUCUGACCUUAGUGAACAAACUCACCCUGGGAAGAAAUCCUUUCUAUGUAAGAAAAGUUUGAAAGUCUCUGCAGCACCUGACAGUGUUCAAAUCCGUGACAGAAGUCACAUUUCGGGGAGCUCAUAUGUACAAAACCACUGUGAAAAUAGUUUUAUUUCUUCAUACCAUAUUGAAAAAGAUGUUAGAAAAUAUGGUAGAGAGAAACACUAUAUAACUGAGAAGUGUACAAAAGCACUAUCUCACAGUAAUUGCUUUAAAAACCAUAAAGAAUUUCAUGCUGGAAAGAAAACAUAUGAAUGCAGUCAAUGUGGGAAAGCAUUCAGUACACGUGGUAGCUGUAAAAGACAUGAAAUAAUUCACACUGGGGAGAAACCCUGUGUAUGCAAAACAUGUGGAAAAAGAUUCAGCACAGCCUCAGAAUGUAACAUACAUGAUAGGAUUCACACUGGGGAGAAACCCUAUGUAUGCAACAAAUGUGGAAAAAGAUUCAGGACAGCCUCAGAUUGUAAGAUACACUAUAGAAUUCACACAGGGGAGAAACCCUAUGCAUGCAACAAAUGUGGAAAAAGAUUCAGGAGAGCCUCAGAUUGGAAGAUACACUAUAGAAUUCACACAGGGGAGAAACCCUAUGCAUGCAACAAAUGUGGAAAAAGAUUCAGUAGAUCCUCAAAUUGUAACACACACGUUAAAAUUCACACUGGGGAGAAACUCUAUGUAUACAACAAAUGUGGAAAAACAUUCAGGACAGCCUCAGAUUGUAACACACAUGUUAAAAUUCACACUGGGGAGAAACCCUAUGCAUGCAAAAAAUGUGGAAAAAGAUUCAGGAGAGCCUCAAAUUGUAACAUACACUAUAGAAUUCACACUGGGGAGAAACCCUAUGUAUGCAACAAAUGUGGAAAAAGAUUUAGGAGAACCUCAGAUUGUAAGAUACAUUAUAGAAUUCACACAGGGGAGAAACCCUAUGCAUGCAACAAAUGUGGAAAAAGAUUCAGUAGAGCCUCAAAUUGUAAGACACAUAUUAAGAUUCACACUAGGGAGAAACUCUAUGUAUGCAACAAAUGUGGAAAAAGAUUCAAGACAGCCUCAGGUUAUAACACACAUGUUAAAAUUCACACUGGGGAGAAACUCUAGGCAUGCAAAAAAUAUGGAAAAAGAUUCAGGAAAGCCUCAUUUUAACACAUGUUAAAAUUCACACUGGGGAGAAACCCUACUUAUGCAAAUAAUGUGGAAAAUCUUAAAAUAGCAGUGGUAAUCUUAUUAUACAUGAAAGAUUUCACAGAGGGGAGAAACCUUUUGUGUGUAACAAAUGUGGGAAAGCAUUCAAUAGUGCCUCAGGAUGUAAAGUACAUGAUAGAAUUCACACUGGGGAGAAACCUUUUGUUUGUAAGCAAUGUGGGAAAUCUUUCAGUCACAAGGGUAACCUUAUUGUACAUGAAAGAAUUCACACUUGGUAGAACCUCUAAUGAUACAAUGUGACAAAGCAAUCAAUAUGGAAAAGUGCUGACAAUAAACCCUAUCUACGUAAGCAAUUUGGGAUGUUUUCCAGCUGUAGUAGUAGCUUUUGUGUGAAUAGAGGAAUUCAUUCUGCAGAAAGACCCUACUUAUAUGAGAAACAAUUAAAUGGAUUUGUUGAUAAAUUCUCACUUUAUAAACAUAAAAGUUCCCACAUUGGGAAGAAAACCUAUGUACAUAAGGAAAUGUAGGACAAAUUUGCAGAGACAAAUUGUCACUACAUGAAAGGAUUCCCUCUGUGUAGUAAUUCUUUGCUUUAAACAAUGGUGGAUUCCAGUCAGUGCACAAAAAUGCCAUUGAAUAGGGGAAUAAUGUACAGAAGGAAGAAACCCUAAGUAUGUAGGCAGUGUGGAAAAGAUUUGCUGCAACGUUUCCCUUUUGCAAACAAAAUUUCCCUCUGGGGUGUAACUGCAUGUGAGAAAUGUUUGGUAAAUGGUCAACAGACAGAGCUGCUAACCUGAGUGAUGUCAUAUUGGUUCUCAAGCCUAUGUUUGCAUUGUGGGAAAGCAUUCAAUAUUCACAUUUAUUGUCAAAUGUGCAAAAAUAAUGAUAGUUAUGUGAAAUUAUAUAUAAGUGACUUGAAAAUUACUCAUGUAGAGGAGACAUGGAAAAUAAUAUAAAAUUAUUGCUUUCAAUAUGUGUUCAUAGAUUUUUUAAAAAACACUCAAACACAAAGGUGUCCUAAAAUGUUUUCGUUUCUUUUUUGUAAAUCAUAUAUAAGUGAUGUAUUUUUCAGUAGUCUUAAUAAAAAUUAGUUUUUAAAGAAAA